Molecule: messenger RNA, 597 nt
Organism: Puccinia graminis f. sp. tritici CRL 75-36-700-3
Lineage: Eukaryota; Fungi; Basidiomycota; Pucciniomycetes; Pucciniales; Pucciniaceae
Exons: 2
Coding region: 1-597 (198 amino acids)
Source: RefSeq, a predicted model, not a curated record
AUGGAAAGUGGUAUUAUGAAAGGGGUUGGCUUUCAACCUGGUUCGGAUCAGAGUUCCACUGCAGGUACAUAUGCACGUCGAGCAAAUCUUUCUCAAGAAAUUUUGGAUCAGGACAACUAUUGUUGGGAUCAGUUAGGUGAUCAUAAUCAAUUCUUAUGCAACCGAGUCCGGCAUUUUUCCAAACAAUCAUUCAAGGACAAUGCCAAAAUAAUCGAGUCUUUUGGAAUCCCCAGCUGGUCCAACAGCGAAUGGAAUGACUUUGAACAGGAAACUAAUGGGAUUUUUUCAAGUGCAAUCACAACUCAUUCAGAUUUUUCAAACGAACCCCAUAUGGAUGAAGACUCAAAUCCAUGGACUUAUGGCUUGUUCAGCUACAUCAACCAAUCAACUGGCAAACCUGUCUUGCCUUCAUCCUCUGUUCCUGGUCACGCCUUCCGAUUUCCAGACUUCAACUGUCAAAUUGACUUUGGGACGUCUCCCGGUAUAAUUGAGCUGUUAUGGGCAAGUAACUCUGUGAAGCACCACACUCUACAUCCACCCCCUUCACUGAAAUCAACUGCCGGAAUCACACAUUCCGGAUCUUCCUUUCAGAUUUGA